Molecule: messenger RNA, 2081 nt
Organism: Drosophila teissieri
Lineage: Eukaryota; Metazoa; Arthropoda; Insecta; Diptera; Drosophilidae
Gene: Zw
Product: glucose-6-phosphate 1-dehydrogenase
Exons: 4
Coding region: 350-1924 (524 amino acids)
Biological process (GO): pentose-phosphate shunt, oxidative branch; glucose metabolic process
Cellular component (GO): cytosol
Molecular function (GO): glucose-6-phosphate dehydrogenase activity; NADP binding
Source: RefSeq, a predicted model, not a curated record
GCGGUUCGCGCCGUGCUUCAGUCAGUCAGGGAAUGAUCGUGCUUAGCUCCAUUACUACCGCUUCCAUUGAAGCUCCGCGACUCCGAACUCGCUUUGUGUUACGAUUGCGCCGCUAGUUAGUGAAUAGUAAAUAGUGAAUCCGACGACCUGCGUACGAUCCAAGCGCCGUAACUCUUUGUUAAUUACAUUGCCAAAGCGACAGAGGUUGCUCAAAACCCAGCGACUGGUGAAAUCUAAAAUCAGAUAUCCGAAAUCGGAAAUCGAAAUUGGAAAUCCGAAUCGAAAGCCUUCGUUGUCACACUUUUGCUUUUGGACAGGGAAAUCCAUUCACAUUCACAGUCGGGUCAAGAUGGCAACGCAAAAGGAAGAUCACACCGCCCUGGAUCUCAUCAUUAAGUCACUCAAGUCGCCGACCAUGGUCUGCGAGGGUACCCACUUCGACGGCAAGAUCCCGCACACGUUCGUCAUCUUUGGGGCGUCGGGCGAUCUGGCCAAGAAGAAGAUCUACCCAACACUCUGGUGGCUCUACCGCGACGACCUGCUACCCAAGCCGACCAAGUUCUGCGGCUAUGCCCGCUCCUCGCUGACGGUCGAUAGCCUCAAGGCGCAGUGCCUGCCGUACAUGAAGGUCCAGGCGCACGAGCAGGAGAAAUACGAGGAGUUCUGGACUCUCAACGAGUACGUAUCCGGCAGAUACGACGGACGCACUGGCUUCGAGCUGCUCAACCAGCAGCUGGAGCUGAUGGAGAACAAGAACAAGGCCAACCGCAUCUUCUACCUGGCCCUGCCGCCCAGCGUCUUCGAGGAGGUGACAGUGAACAUCAAGCAGAUUUGCAUGUCGGUCUGCGGUUGGAACCGCGUAAUUAUCGAGAAGCCCUUCGGACGGGAUGACGCCUCCUCGCAGGCGCUGAGCGACCACCUGGCCGCUCUGUUCCACGAGGAUCAGCUGUACCGCAUCGAUCACUACCUGGGCAAGGAGAUGGUGCAGAACCUGAUGACCAUACGCUUCGGCAACAAGAUCCUAAGCUCGACGUGGAACCGCGAGAACAUUGCCUCCGUGCUGAUCACGUUCAAGGAGCCCUUCGGCACGCAGGGACGUGGCGGCUACUUCGACGAGUUUGGCAUCAUCCGCGACGUGAUGCAGAACCAUCUGCUGCAGAUCCUGUCGCUGGUGGCCAUGGAGAAGCCGGUGAGCUGCCACCCGGAUGACAUCCGUGACGAGAAGGUCAAGGUGCUGAAGAGCAUCGAGACCCUGACGCUGAAGGACAUGGUGCUGGGCCAGUACCUGGGCAAUCCGCAGGGCACCACCGACGAUGCGCGCACGGGCUACGUGGAGGACCCCACCGUUAGCGAUGACUCGAACACGCCCACCUACGCCCUUGGCGUGCUCAAGAUCAACAACGAGCGCUGGCAGGGCGUGCCCUUCAUCCUGCGCUGCGGCAAGGCGCUGAACGAGCGCAAGGCAGAGGUGCGCAUCCAGUACCAGGACGUGCCCGGCGACAUCUUCGAGGGCAGCACGAAGCGCAAUGAGCUGGUCAUCCGCGUUCAGCCGGGCGAGGCGCUGUACUUCAAGAUGAUGACCAAGAGCCCUGGCAUCACCUUCGACAUCGAGGAGACGGAGCUGGACCUCACCUACGAGCACCGCUACAAGGACUCCUACCUGCCGGACGCCUACGAGCGGCUCAUCCUCGACGUCUUCUGCGGCUCCCAGAUGCACUUCGUCCGCUCGGACGAGCUGCGCGAGGCGUGGCGCAUCUUCACGCCCAUUCUGCACCAAAUCGAGCGGGAGCGCAUCCGGCCAAUCACCUACCAGUACGGAUCGCGCGGUCCCAAGGAGGCGGACCGCAUGUGCGAGGAGAACAACUUCAAGUACUCCGGCUCCUACAAGUGGCACGGCGGCAAGGCGGCCACGGCCAAUCUCUGAACGAUCGGAGCACACCAAUCCGGGCUGGGUUAGCAGGAUACUCCUCUCUGUCCUCACGUACAUGUACAUAUAUAUAUGUAUUCUUUGGUUAUUUGUAAUUCUCUUUGGUCUGUACAAGAAUUUUUUUAUUAAAUAUACGAAAUAGUGUUUAGCUGGA